UAAUUUUGUUUGCGCCGAAAUGGUUUCUAAUUUUCUAGAUCUAUUCUGAUCGCAUUGUCUGUUAUAAUAAUGAGGGUUAAACCAUGUAUUUUGCAACAUCUUCACCUGGACAAGACGUACGGCAUGCUGACAGGGAAAAAUGUCCGAACAUUGAUGGAGUAUUUCGAUCUGAUAGAUGUCCAUCAAGAUGGAUCAAUAAACGACAUCCAGUUUUGCUUGGUUCUCGGAGCCAUGACAGACUUGAAAAGAAAUCAGAUCUACAUCGUCUUUGAUAUGCUCGACAUUGAUGGUUCCGGUCAGAUUGAUUUCGAUGAGUUUUAUCUUCUGAUCUGUAUUCUCAUCUCACUUAAGGACAAAGAUGAGAAGCAGUUCAUCUACCGUCAUUCCCGAACCGUGUUCGAGCUCCUGGACGAGGACGGGUCACAAAGCAUCUCAGCUCAAGAAUUCUCAGCUUUCGGCUUCCUCUUCAAUUUCUACGGUGAUGCCGUCAAGCAGAUCUUUAAUGACUUCGACAUAUCGGGCGAUCAGGAACUAGACUACAAAGAGUUCAAGAUGUUUGCUAUGGCCUGCAUUGAUCGCCAGAAUGAGAUUGAUCGUCUUAAACGUGAGGAAAUAGAGCGUCAGAAGAGGAGACGAGAAGCUAAGGCGUUAAAACGACUGGCUGCAGGAGGCGGAACGUGGGCGUGGCUCCGCACAUCUUCAUGUACUAUCGUGUGACUCCGCAUUCAGUGGGGUUUCGUGGCGUAGGGUAGAUCCAGCUCACCUAAUGCAUUGACUACUAAAUUCAUUCAUUGCCAUAGGCUUAAUACAGGUGCCACCCGGUUCUAGUAGGCAAUGAGUUAAUUGAGGGGGCUUUAGAGAAGAGGAAGGCUGGCAUCAGUAUGAGA
This is a messenger RNA of Strongylocentrotus purpuratus (purple sea urchin), 887 nucleotides long. RefSeq names its product EF-hand calcium-binding domain-containing protein 9-like (gene efcab9). Gene Ontology annotation, molecular function: calcium ion sensor activity. The transcript is spliced from 4 exons. Gene Ontology annotation, cellular component: cytoplasm; sperm principal piece. Gene Ontology annotation, biological process: flagellated sperm motility. Bases 70 to 717 code for a protein of 215 amino acids. The record is from RefSeq and is a predicted model, not a curated record. Lineage: Eukaryota; Metazoa; Echinodermata; Echinoidea; Camarodonta; Strongylocentrotidae.